Molecule: messenger RNA, 858 nt
Organism: Thamnophis elegans (Western terrestrial garter snake)
Lineage: Eukaryota; Metazoa; Chordata; Lepidosauria; Squamata; Natricidae
Product: phospholipase A2 inhibitor subunit gamma A-like
Exons: 5
Coding region: 90-695 (201 amino acids)
Cellular component (GO): extracellular region
Molecular function (GO): phospholipase A2 inhibitor activity
Source: RefSeq, a predicted model, not a curated record
UGUUGCGAGGACUCUCCGGUUUCAGCAGAGUCACAGAACUUCACUGAGGUCAACAUAUCCUAUCCAGCUCUGAUCUUGCAUCUUCAGCCAUGAAAUCUCUAGGGAUCAUCUGUCUUCUUUUCAUUUUUGUAGCCAGAGGAAGCUGUCGCUCAUGCUACUAUUGUCACAACGUGGGAAAAGAUUGCGAUGGUUACUUAACGGAGUGUGACUCUCCAGAAGAUCAAUGCGGCACUGUGUUGCUGGAGAUUUCGUCAGCACCACUUUCCGUGCGAACCAUCCAUAAGAACUGCUUCUCAUCCAGCCUGUGCAAACUUGAGCACUUCGAUGUAAAUGUUGGACAUGACACCUAUUUUAGAGGAAGAAUCCAUUGUUGUGAAGGGGAAAAGUGUGAGGCCAACUCAUUCCCUGGACUGCCCUUCUCCCAUCCAAAUGGAUAUUACUGCCCUGGCGUUCUUGGUCUAUUCUCAGAGGACAGCAGUGAAUAUAAAGCUAUCUGCAAAGGAACUGAAACCAAAUGCAUUAACCUUGUGGGAUACAGAAAAGAAAGAUAUCCCGGAGACAUCGCUUAUAAUAUCAAAGGAUGCACUUCUUCCUGUCCAGAACUGACCUUGAGCAAUAGAACACAUGAAGAACGUAGAAACGAACUGAUAAAAGUUGAAUGUACCGACGCCUUCAAAACUGCACCUUCCAAUUAAUACUGCCACCAUUCUGGAAUCAGAAGGCCAGCAAUUUCAUCCAACAGAACCAUUGGAAUGGCUCUGAAAGGAAAACUGAUUCUUCCUGCUAACUAAUUCUUAGAAAUUAAAAAUAAAUAAAUAAAAGAAAAUAAAAGAAGCCAAGGGGCUGUGUUGGAUUGCC